This is a messenger RNA of Abrus precatorius (Indian licorice), 1872 nucleotides long. RefSeq lists its product as uncharacterized. The coding region runs from base 312 to 1595 and encodes 427 amino acids. The transcript has 5 exons. NCBI's taxonomy places the organism in Eukaryota, Viridiplantae, Streptophyta, Magnoliopsida, Fabales, Fabaceae. The record is from RefSeq and is a predicted model, not a curated record.
AGUUCUUUUUGUCUUUUUUUGCCGAGCCUAAGACGCUCAAGCUCGUGCGGACCAUUGGUUCUACCAUUUCGGAAGUUUCUGGACUAAACAAUUUGAUUUUAUUUUUUAUCUUUUCAUUUUUGGCCGGAACAGAAGGAUAUAUUAGGAUCAUAAUAAAACCUUAUUUGUUUUUUGUUUUGGGGUUUGUGGAAAAUAUUUAGGAUUUGAGGUGCAAGAAGGGGGAUAAGUGUGUAUGGGGGCGUGAGGGAGGGACGAAAGGAGGAAACUUUUGGCUACAGAACUGGUCUCUUUAGCCGGGUUUCUUUAAAAAAAUGGUGCAGAGUCUGUGUUUGAUGGCUUCUCAUGGUUACCCUCCUGGCCUUGUCUUACAGCAAGAACUGAGCUUGGCCGGUAGCAAUAUGAAGGGCUGCUCAACAUUAUUGCCUUCUACUGCAACAAAACCAGAUCUGAUCAGAUAUCAGGUUCCAUGUCUUAAGCCAAGUCCACAUGGGGAGUCAAGAAAAUUCCCAAGCGAAUGUUUUGAUUACAAUAAGUUUGUCAAUGUUGACUUCUCAGCUCAAAAUGCCGUGCUUACUGAUGAGCAAGCAAACUGCUCAAAUGCAGUACUUUUUGGUUUUGGCAUUGUUGAAAAAUGCACUAAGCAUGAUAAAAUUUUAAAGUUCCUAAUGUCUGAGACUGCAGAAGCAGGUAGAGAUGGAGCAAAUUUAUCUUUGCUAUCUAACUUGAUGAAAUUGCAGUCGUCAGGCAUUGGUGAAUCUCAGCAAUCAUUGUCAUCUCUUAUCUACCCGCAUAGCAACUUCAACAUCCGGAAACCUUUGCUGUAUUUAGUUCAAGAUUCAGCCCUUUCUUCAAAAAUCACGGUUCAUCCAGAUGGUCAGAUCACAUUUAUGGGUUCUGGGAUUGAGUUGAAAGAUCUUCUUACUGUAGUUGCUGAGUCAUACUUAUCACAAAGAUCACAUAGGGGUGAAAAGAGAUCUAUGCUUGUUCCACAUUUUAGUAGAUUCCAUAUGGAUAGGGUGGAUAUUGGUGAAGCAAAGAGCAGAAGUCAUUUCUCCACAUUGAAGGAUCAAUCUAUGUUAACUGCUCCUUUAAGGAGCAGUCCAGAGAAAGUCAAACUCAAGCCACCACCAAGAAAGAACAAAAAAGUUGGUAGGGAGAGAGAUCUCUUUAAGAAAAACAGUUCACAUGCAUGUGAGACCCUUCUGUCCCUGAUGGUUAACAAGAAGCAGUGUCCGAAAACCGCAAUUAUCUCGCUGAAGAAAUCUGGCCCCAAGCUUCCUGAGCUCCUGACACAAUUUUCUGCUUGCAUUGCUGGUACUGGUCUUGCUGUCCUGCUAUCUGUAAUGUGUAAUAUAGCUUGUGGAAGGGUUCCCUUUUGUGCUUCUAACUUGUUCAACACUGGGUUCGGAUUUGGGUUGGUUUGGCUUUCUUGGGCAGUAAAUAAGCUAAGGGCCACCGUUGUCAGCAUCAGCAAGAAUGCAGGAAAGUUGGGUUUGAAAGAAGAGAAAAUGAUGCAGAAACUGGAUAAGAGCUUAAGAGACAUUUACUAUAGCGCUGCAGCAUUGCUAGCAGUGGUUGUGCUAAGGUUUGCAUGAGUAACAUCUCCAAAGAUGUAGUUUGAAGAACUGUAUAUCAUAUAUGGUUAAUUGAGUAAUGCUCAGUUAUUUCUGGUUGGUUUGAUGUCGAUAGUGAUGAAUUUGGGGUGAAUCAAAUAGCAAAAGCAGACAGUAAGAGCAAUGUGUCAGAAGUUAAUCAACAAUCGGUUGUAGAAGUUAAUGUUCUACUUCCAAUUAACUCGGGAGGCAUUGUUGGAUAGCAUGUAAUAUAGAAUUUUGGAAUGGAAUCAAUAAACUUAAUUUCUUAUUUAAUUUA